AUGGCCAACAAAGGCCACUUUCAACCCAACAUCCUGAACUGGGCCCUUCGACUGAUCCUGGCAUGGAUCUUCUUGGUGGCCUGUGGAGGAAGCCACCCUCUGCAAGCUAGGUUCUGGGAACACCCUGGGCUAGCAGCCAAUGUGAGCACAAGCCAGCUGCACCUAGCAGGGCACCCUCAGCCUUACCGGAGGAUCCAAGAUCCUGGUUCACAGACAUCACCAGUGCCAGAACCUUGCUGUACCUCAGACAAAGACAGACCAGAGGCACCAAGCCCAGGGGUCCUUCUAGAGAGCUGCGGUGCUCCAAGCCCAGAAUGUGAAUUAUUUCUGGGACAUCUUCUACGUACCCUCCGCAAUCGCUUCCACCCUCUGUUGCUUGGAAUGCAGCCACUCUGCCCAGAGGUCUGCCAGAUUUGGUUCACCACCUGUGAAGCAGAUUUUACCUGUGGACUGACUUGGCUGCAGCCCUCUGGGAAGAGAGGCUGUGAGUCCAGUUGUCGUACCUUUGGGCAGACCUUCACUAAUGCUGAAGACUUGUGUCGCACGGCUCUGGGCCAUGCUGUGGUGGCAGCUCCUGGCUCGCGUCACUGUCUCAACGUCUCCAUGUCCUCGCUGCGAGCCCGCCGCUCUGGCUCCUGGGUCUCCAAUGCUGCAGGCAGUGGCAGCGGCAGCAGUGGCAGUGGGGACAGCCCCGAGUAGACACUGGCUUUCAAUAAGUGUCCCUUCUCUGGACCAGGAGCAA
This is a messenger RNA of Cricetulus griseus (Chinese hamster), 742 nucleotides long. The record is from RefSeq and is a predicted model, not a curated record. NCBI's taxonomy places the organism in Eukaryota, Metazoa, Chordata, Mammalia, Rodentia, Cricetidae.